Messenger RNA from Saitoella complicata NRRL Y-17804, 949 nucleotides. RefSeq lists its product as uncharacterized. The coding region runs from base 37 to 573 and encodes 178 amino acids. The record is from RefSeq and is a predicted model, not a curated record. Lineage: Eukaryota; Fungi; Ascomycota; Saitoellomycetes; Saitoellales; Saitoellaceae. The transcript has a single exon.
GUCGCAGAGCUUGGAUGUGGGUCUGCGUUGCCGAGUAUGCAUUUGUUGCAUCAAGCACUUGUCAAGGGACACUCGUUGUCUCUGACAUUGCAGGACUAUAAUGCUUCGGUCUUGCAGCAUGUUACAGUGCCGAAUAUGUAUUUGGCAUGGGCACUUUCUCGCGCGGAGGAAGGGGGGUGGGAAGAUGAAGGUGAAAUCGACGUCACGGACGAGGACAAGGCCGCAUUCCUGAAUGACCUCGAGAUGAAGAACGUCCACAUCACCCUCCUAAGCGGUGGCUGGGGCGAAGAAAUGCUUGGGUACAUGAACCCUGCUCCCAGUGUCCUUCUGGCGUCAGAGACAAUCUACUCUCCCAACUCUCUACCAGCCUUUACAGAUGUUUUGAAUGGAUGCUGUCUUUUGGGGUCACAAGCUUUGGUUGCUGCAAAGAAGGUUUAUUUUGGGGUUGGAGGGGGUAUUGAUGAGUUUAAGCGGGCAGUGGAGGGGAGGAAUGUGAUGACGUGGGAGCCUGUUGAUGAGGUUUCCACUCAGGGAGUUGCAAGGACGAUACUGAAGGUGAAUGUGGCGCCGUAGAGGAGGCAUGAGUUGGGUCCGUGAUCGAUAGGCCACUUUGGAUGAACAUGAGAUCGGCAAACAAGAAAUGUAGUGUGUCACGUGUGCCAUCAUUAUUGUCGUACCACUUGAUGAACAGCCAACAGGUAAGUCCUUUGUUUUCUCUAUAUUGGCUAGAUCUUACAUUUGUGCAGGCUUCGACCGGACACGGAUGGCUAUUGGGAGGGUUGUGGCUGUUCGGAGGAGAAUGGUGGUGAAUGGGAUUGCCAGGUGCCACGGUGUGUGUGAGAUGUCGCGGACUGUAGUGAUGAGGGUAUGUGUUGCUCCCAGGAUUGAACUCAGCUUUCUUGGUGGAGUGGAAUGAAAAGCUGCCGAUCGGCAGGAGCUCACUGUGCAG